Molecule: messenger RNA, 3098 nt
Organism: Sphaerodactylus townsendi
Lineage: Eukaryota; Metazoa; Chordata; Lepidosauria; Squamata; Sphaerodactylidae
Gene: PWWP2B
Product: PWWP domain containing 2B
Exons: 4
Coding region: 766-2553 (595 amino acids)
Cellular component (GO): nucleoplasm; nucleus
Source: RefSeq, a predicted model, not a curated record
AGAGAUGAAAUUGCCCGCGGAUUUCUCCAAAAAUGAAUUGUCAGCCUUUCCCACAAUCUGGUUAAAACCCCCAGACAUUAAAUCUGAAAGUCUGAUUUAAUUGAAUUGCAAAGAGAAUUGUUUGUGUCCCACUAUGCCAGCCUGGGGAGGUCCCUUCCACAAGAGCAGGUCCUUUUCAUUUUCAGUGUUCCUUAAACGUGAGGAUGAGCCCACAAGGGCGCUGCGUCGUCGCCUGCAAGGAUGAAAGCCCUUUGCUGGAUUUAUGACAACGUGCAAAACUGGAUUACCUUUAAGCGUCACUGAAGCUUACUGGACUCACAUCCCAGUUGGAGGAGUUCACAGACAACCAACCUUUCAUUUGCAAGCCACAAAGAGAAAUUGCCCCUGUUUAACAGAGGCGUGUGUGAGUGGAAGCCGGGAGGGGGCGAGAUCCCUUAGUGCGAGUUUAUGUAGGACUCUGCAGGAUGGGAAGUGGCGUGUGUUGCAGCAAUCCACCCCAGGAUUCCGUCGUGGAACGUUCCCGGGAGGGAAUAAUUGUGACGUCAGCGCACCUACUAAUCCUCCCCACUGAGGGGGAGCCUGGAGCCAUGAGGUCAUCGCAGCGGCCACUAUAGCUAUCCCGAGAUCAGCCGCCACCGCCAGCCCAGCAGCUUCAACGGCGUGGGGGAGGGCAGCUGGCCCGAGCAAGGCCGCCUGGGAUCCCGCAGCCGCACUCCAGCUGCAACCGAGCUUGCAGCCGCAAAAAAAAAAAAAAAAAAAAAAAGCAUGGAGGAGGAGGCCGAGGCGAAAGAGCUGCAGGUCGGCUCCUGGCUGCCCGUGCUGGUGGAGCAGGUGGUGAACGACACCCUGGUGGUCACCUUGAGCUGCGGGGAGCGGCGCUUCACCGGGAUCCUCCUGGAUUGCACUAAAAAGUCUGGAUUGUUUUGUAUACCGCCAGCUUCAUUACCAAAGACCGAUGACCCUCCUAAACCUUGCACUAAUGGGACAUCUGAAGAUGGAGAGCCAAAAAAGAUGGAAACUGAACUGUGGUCUUCAAAUGAAAAAAAUUCCCAAGCCAAUAAUGAGGAGCACGUUCCUCCCCUAUUGCCUCCACCGCCAUCAGCCAGUGUUCCUGCUUACCCUCCCUAUUUUGAGGGAGCCCCUUUCCCCCCUCCAUUAUGGUUAAGGCGCACAUAUAAUCAGUGGAUACCACAGCCACCCCCAAGAACUAUAAAAAGAACAAAGAGACGCUUGUCCCGAAAUAGAGACCCAGGAAGGCUCAUCAUGAGCACCAUUAGGUUGAGACCAAGACGAGUGCUUUGUGAAAAGUGUAAGAACACCCUGAAUCCAGAGGAAGAUAGUAAAGCAAGGCAAAACGCUAAAACGAGGAGGAAGCUAAGCAUUCAGGAUAAGGAGCAAAAAAGACACAGUGAAUCUGAAUAUGUGGAGAAAAGGAACAAAAGAGAUAAGCGAGAAGAAGAGAAGUUCUCAGGGGAGCUGCUGCACCGGACUCCUGUUAUCAAAAUAUCUUACAGCACCCCACAAGGUAAGGGGGAAGUGGUGAAAAUUCCCUCUCGAGUUCAUGGCUCAGGGAGGCCAUUUUGUCCUCAGAAACUACUACUGAAUGGAGGGGAGGACCAAGAAGAGAAUCGAGGCUCAGAGCAGUAUGAGGAGCCAAAAUGUUUUAUGGACAAGUCAUCAAGUGGCCAUCUUGCUUCCAUUCCAAAGCUGAAGUUAACUAGACCUGUGCAUUCCAGUACAGAUGUGCCACCUCCAAAAAUCAGGCUGAAGCCCCAUCGAAUUAAUGAGGGGAAUAAUGUUUCAAUAUAUAAAGCUGAACUUAUUGAUGAAAUGAAUGUCCCUCCCAGAGGCCGAGGGUCUCGUGCUGCUGCUGAAGCUUUUUAUACGGAUGAGUCUGCUGAUAGAAGUCUAGCAGAAAUGUCUUCAGGCAGUUCCUGUGAAGAAGACGACUUUAAAAGAUUUCACCAAGGUAAAGAUGGAUGCAAUAACUUGGCUUUUCUUAUGAAUUACCGUAAAAGGAAAGCAGAUUCUUCUAGCUUAUCGGUAUGUAGCAAUGACAGCCUAGAUGAAUCCAAAUCUUCCAGCUCAGAAGUAACAUCUCCAGAAAUGUGUGACUUUUUACCUGGUGAUGAUGCAUCUGUCUCUUCAUCUUCAAAAGAGGAGCGCAAAAUUGUGCCCCCAUUAACAGUUCGACUGCACACGCACAGUGUCUCCAAAUGCGUCACUGAAGAUGGAAGAACUGUAUCGGUGGGGGAUAUUGUUUGGGGUAAAAUUCAUGGCUUCCCAUGGUGGCCAGCCCGUGUUCUGGACAUAAAUCUUAGCCAAAAGGAAAAUGGAGAUCCUUCUUGGCAGGAAGCAAAAGUUUCAUGGUUUGGUUCUCCAACAACAUCUUUCUUGUCUCUUUCAAAACUCUCCCCUUUCUCUGAACAUUUCAAACUGCGAUUUAAUCGUAAAAAGAAAGGGAUGUAUCGGAAAGCUAUUACAGAAGCUGCCAAGGCGGUGGAGCAUCUGACCCCAGAAAUAAGAGAUAUCUUAACACAAUUUGAAACAUAAAUUUGGCUUCUUUACAAGGUAACAGAAGAGCACAGCUGUUCUAAAGUUUCAUGAAGUCUGUCAACAUCCUGACACGCUCCCCGGGAGAUUUCUUACGGUUUUGCUGCGUAUGUGGCAGGAUGAACUGUCAGACUGGCCUUGCUGAUUGGCUCUAAAAGAUCAUCUGGGCUGCUUUGGAGACCCUCUGAAGACUGGUCUGACCAAAAGUCAUCAGGCUAGUUAACCUGAGAGAAUCGAACUGGCAAAAGAGAGAGAGAGCUAUAAACAUUUCAGUGGACAUGGGGAAAUAACGAACACCGCCUCAUGGAAUGUAUUUAUUAUGUAAAAUGAUAGCCCCUCUUGGUAAUUUCUUUGCAUUCCCCACUCACACAGAUAUUGCUGCUGCUGCUUCUACUUAACAUGGUCUCUCACACUCUUGUUUAAUUUUAAAUGCUCCAGUUGAACACACUCUCGAGAAGGGACUUGCAACAGAAUGGAAUCAGUGUAGUCUUAAGUAAAAUGGACUCACUUCUGUAUCUAUUAAAACUUGGAAAAUGUGCAAUGCA